AUGGCGCUGGAACACUUAGGUGUCAUCUCACAGGGAGACAAAGGUAGGAGCUUAUGCAUACAUUACAGUUUGUUUUGUGUUGACACAGAUCCAGAGACUAGGAAGCCUUCAGCAGAAGUGACACAGAAAGCUCCACAGAAAUCCCAGCCUGCCCCAGUCCCAGCUAAACCUCUGCCCAGGAGUAAAGGGGAGGAGGAACUCGCCAGGAUGAUCAGACAGCUGUUUAAGAACCGUCCGAAGGGCAUCUGGGCGGCCAGACUGCCAGCUGAGUUCAAGGCCAGGUUCAAGGAGGAGUUCCCCAGCUACGCCAAGGACAAACUCCAGUUCUGGCCGGAUAUUGUCAGGACUGACAGUUCCAAUGGUCCAAUCAUCUACUUCCCGGUACAAGAGCCAGCAGAAGACACACCAACGAGACAAGAUCCCCCCAAACCCACACAGAACUCAAACGGGGACCACCAACCCAACCAGUUUCUCACAAAGAUGAUGAACAAGUUCCAGCACACAAAGACCAUGAGUAUUACCAUUCAGGGACAUGGCAAGGAAGAAGAAGAAGAAGAGGAACCCGAACAGCAGAGUUCCCUGAAGUCUGUAGUAAAUGUGGUCAUCCGGCCUGCUGAACUGCCUGCUGUAGGGACAAAGCUGCAAGUGUUUGUGUCCCACUUCGAGAGUCCGGACUGUUUCUAUGUCCACCCUAAAGACUGUGUUGUGGACAACAUACAGAGGAUCAUGACUGAACUAUACAAGGACACGUGGAUAUCCCCGCCCCCCAGUUACAGCCCCGGGACCUGUUGUGCAGCUCAGUACACUGCUGAUGACUCCUGGUGCCGUGCAGUUCUCACUCACCAGACAGGGGGCACUGCAGGACAGGGCCAAGACUGCUAUUUUGUACAGUAUGUAGACUUCGGGAACUCUGAGUUUGUUGGGAAGAAGCGGAUCCAGAGACUAGUGGUACGAGCCGUGCAGCACCCAGCCCAGGCCCUCCCCUGCCAGCUACACAUGGUACGGUCCAACUCAACAUGGAGCCAAGCUGCCAAAGACAGAUUUCAGGAGCUGACGAGAGAAGAUGUAGAGCUGACUAUGACAGUAGCAGCUGCAGCUGAAGACAGGUGCGUCGUGCACCUGAUGCUACCUGAUGGAGAGGACCUGGCCGACCGGCUGGCGCGAGAACAACUCCUGCCACUGUCUAUGCCUGAAGCCGUCCCGUUACCAGAUGAACAGUUUCUGCAGGUUCUUGUUGUGGACUGUAACAACACGACAGAAGUGGUGGUCAGGAUCAGCGAAGAGAGCUACCGGACAGAACUAAAGGAGUUUGUAAGAGAAAUGACAGAGUACUACAACAGCAAACCCAGACCUGCACUGGACACAGUUCUAGAAGGAAACAUCUACGCAGCUUUUGAAGCCACAGAAGGAGUCUGGUGUAGAGUACAGGCUGUGGAUGUAGAGGAUGACAUGGUGAAGUGUUAUUUCCUAGACUUCGGAGACACGGAUGUCCUGACUGUGAACAGCCUGAGACUGCUGGCUCCAUGCUUCAGUACACAGCCGGUACAGGUUAUCAAGGUGCAGCUAGCCGGCCUGCAGGAUUUCUCCACUGACCCAGAAGUCCUGUCCAAGCUCUUUGACCUGGUGGCCGGGAAAAACUGUUUCGCUGAGAUCGAGGAAAGGGGCCCAGUUCCGGUGGUGACAUUUUAUGACACGGGUACAGACGAGGACGUCAACGUGAACGAGGUUUGUCUGAGUGUGGUCGACGCGCGAGACUUGGCUCCUACAGUCCCAGGGAUUGGAGAGAGACUGGAAGGAAAUGUCCAGUUUGUAGACAGUUCCGGUCUGAUCUACUUCACGUCGCCCGGCCCCGGACUGGACAAACUGGAGGAACUCAUGGCCAGCGCUGACCAGCAGACAAGUGUUACUGAGACGGAAGUCAACAACCCUGAAGUGGGGAAAAUCUACUACUCAUGCUUUACUCAGGUAAGGAUGAAGAGAGGGAAGGAGGGAAAGAAUGAUGGAAUGAUAAAAUGUUCCUUCCCCUCCCAUAUUUCCCAGGAUGAGUGUUGGUACAGGGCAGAAGUUACCGCUCUGCUUCCCGACGACAAGGUGUCAGUUCGCUACAUCGACUUUGGGAACACGGAAACUGUGGCGAAGAACUCGCUACGCAGUCUGCAGUCUAACCCCCAGCUGGCCUGUCUGCCUCCACAAGCACUCAGAUGUCGAUUGUCAGACCUGCCACCAGAAGGUGGAGAGUGGACAUCAGUAGGGACUAACGUGCUGUCAUGUCUGUGUAAAGAGGGGGAUGAGGACAUGAUCUGUACCAUCCAGCCUGUUCACGAACCUACACAAGACGGUAGGGAGUUUGAAUUUAUAUUUCGUUGAAGACUAACGGUUAGUAGAAAUU
Messenger RNA from Branchiostoma belcheri (Belcher's lancelet), 2389 nucleotides. Its product is annotated as tudor domain-containing protein 1-like. Lineage: Eukaryota; Metazoa; Chordata; Leptocardii; Amphioxiformes; Branchiostomatidae. Gene Ontology annotation, biological process: spermatogenesis. The record is from RefSeq and is a predicted model, not a curated record. Bases 1 to 2367 code for a protein of 788 amino acids. The transcript has 17 exons.